Molecule: messenger RNA, 1280 nt
Organism: Prunus persica (peach)
Lineage: Eukaryota; Viridiplantae; Streptophyta; Magnoliopsida; Rosales; Rosaceae
Product: nuclear transcription factor Y subunit B-8
Exons: 1
Coding region: 424-1113 (229 amino acids)
Biological process (GO): regulation of transcription by RNA polymerase II
Cellular component (GO): CCAAT-binding factor complex; nucleus
Molecular function (GO): protein heterodimerization activity; RNA polymerase II cis-regulatory region sequence-specific DNA binding; DNA-binding transcription activator activity, RNA polymerase II-specific
Source: RefSeq, a predicted model, not a curated record
UGGAACUUCCACACCAGAAAAGGUCACAGUAUCAAUUCAUUAUUUAUUUUCUUUUGUUAUUAUUUAACACCACAUGUAGUUUUUUUUUUCUUCUUCCUCCAAAGAUUCCACACCUUCCCACACCAUCCUUUGCAGUUGUUCUAAUCUCCCAGUGUUUGUUUUUCUUUUUUGUCCACAUCAAACCGCCUCUCCACUCUCUUUUUUAUUUAAUUUUUUUUACCAAAGAUAAAAUAAACAAUAAUCUAUUUUGCUUCCUUUUUCCCCCACUUCUGCUAGCUUUAAAACCCCAGACUCUUCCCCUUAGAUUCCACAACAAACACUCAACACAAGAAAGAAAAAGGAAGAAAAAGAAAAACCAGUACACAUUUUCCUUCACUUGCAUUUCCCUUUUCUAUUUCACACAAUCACUCUGAGCUUAACUCUAUGAGUGGAAGAAGAAACCAAACCAGCCCGGUUGGAAGCCCUUUGUCUGGGAAUGUCUCAGACGGCUCUUCCAAAGAGCAAGACAAGUUCCUCCCCAUUGCUAACGUGAGCCGUAUCAUGAAGAAGUCCCUCCCUGCAAAUGCCAAGAUCUCAAAGGAGGCCAAGGAAACCGUCCAGGAGUGUGUGUCUGAGUUCAUAAGCUUCAUCACGGGUGAAGCGUCUGACAAGUGCCUGAGGGAGAAAAGGAAGACUAUCAAUGGAGAUGACCUUCUUUGGGCCAUGACAACCCUUGGAUUUGAGAAUUAUGUAGGACCCUUGAAAGGGUAUCUCAACAAGUAUAGGGAGACUGAGGGGGAGAAGAACUCCAUGACUAGACAAGAAGAAGACCCUUCUCAACAACAGCAGCAACAUCUCAACACUUCAAACACCAAUAUGCAGCAUAGUUCUAACAAUGAGCAAAUGAACACAGUUCUUAAUGCCAAUAAUAUUUCUAUGUCAACCUCUAAGGUGGAUCUUUUCAAUGGUGGCUUCUAUUUUCUUGAGGGACAACAGCAACAGCAGGAAGUGACUCAAAACUACAAUUUGGUGAGUGCUGGGGCUUAUAAUUUGAGUAGGAUUAAUGAGAGUGGAGAUGUGAAUGGAAACAGAGAUUUGGCAACUCAUCAUCUUCAUAAUGGCAUAGGAUGGUAGAUGUUGAAAAUUAUACAAGAGGUACCUUAAAAUAUUAUUUAUAUAUAUAUAUAUUUAAUUAUAUCUUUGUUGCAUUUAGUUGACAAUUUAUUUAACAGCACUUAUUGGAGAUGCUUUUGCUCAACAUACAACGAGCAGAGAGCUUUGGAGACUUCAUUUCCAUAUGU